Physeter macrocephalus (sperm whale) is the source of this 1070-nucleotide messenger RNA. It is a transcript of the gene CUNH16orf86, whose product is annotated as chromosome unknown C16orf86 homolog. Bases 75 to 1070 code for a protein of 331 amino acids. NCBI's taxonomy places the organism in Eukaryota, Metazoa, Chordata, Mammalia, Artiodactyla, Physeteridae. The transcript is spliced from 4 exons. The record is from RefSeq and is a predicted model, not a curated record.
UCAGCUCACGGUCUACCAGUCUAGGGUCCGCCCUCCACCUCCCGCCCCCCACGUCCCGCAAGCAACCGUCGAGGAUGCGCGGAUCCUCCGCAGCCAUGGCCUCAGCAGGGGCUGAGAAGCGGCCAGGGGCCCAAGACGGAACAGCCUUGGGGCAGUCACAGCUUACGGAGCUGCCUGGUGGCCAUGUGCAGAAUUCUGAGUGUCCAGUUAUGGGAGACCAGUGCCCGGUGCCAGCCCAUGAAGCCUGCCAAACCGAGGGUGAAGACAAGUGUCCAACAGGGCCAGUCUCAGAGCCAAAGAUCCAGGAGAAAAGACUCAAGCUGGAGGAAGAGAGGCACAAGCCGGAGGUGCAGGCACUAGAGGAGAGAGGCCCCAGGCCUAUGGCCUCCAUUGUGAGGACCAGUCAUGGUCUGAAGAGGAAGCCGGCCUUCUUGUCCCCUAGGCUCCCAGGACCUAGCCACCAAGCCCAUCCUAGGGCUGAAGCUGAGCUGCCACAGGGGAUGCCGCUGCAGAGGGAGGAGCGGGAGAGUAGCCAGAGUGAGCCCUCACCAUCUGCCAAACAGCACAAAAAAGCCAAGAAGCGCAAGAGUGUGGGAACCCCAGUGCUCCCCGUGGUGGCCAGCACAGUGUCUGCUCCCUCAGGGACCUUAGGACUGCAGCGCAAGGCCCAGCGCCUGCGGCCCCUGUACCGGUACAUCAACUAUUGCAACCCUGAGCUGAACCAGGCAGGGGAAGGGGACAGGGAGGCCGAGGCUGAGGUGAAGCCUGAGUCGGAGCUGGCCCUCGUCCCCGAGGAGACGGGUGUGGAGCAACUGCAGGCCUUGCUGCCCUCGGCAGGUGAGCUGGGCUCAGGCCUCACUUUGCCCUGCCCCAAUAUGUUCACGACCCCCACCUACACUCUGGUUCCCCUGGGAGAGGAAGCUGGCGAGGAGCCUGGGUGUUUGCCCAGCCUGGGGGUCAGCGGUUGCCUCAAGGCUGAGAUGGUCAAGUCAACUCAGGUGGACAUCAACAAGAUGCCAAGCGUCUGCGCUGCCCCACUUGUACUCCCACUCUCUCCUCAGUACAAGUGA